Sebastes umbrosus (honeycomb rockfish) is the source of this 2147-nucleotide messenger RNA. It is a transcript of the gene lztfl1, whose product is annotated as leucine zipper transcription factor-like 1. Gene Ontology annotation, biological process: negative regulation of protein localization to cilium. NCBI's taxonomy places the organism in Eukaryota, Metazoa, Chordata, Actinopteri, Perciformes, Sebastidae. The coding region runs from base 285 to 1181 and encodes 298 amino acids. The record is from RefSeq and is a predicted model, not a curated record. Gene Ontology annotation, cellular component: cytoplasm. The transcript has 10 exons.
ACGCUCUCCUCCGUUACCAAGGCAGCAUUCUCAAGGCAAACACUAGCUGGGUUAGCUAGGCUGGCCAAUCUGCCAGAUAAUCUUAUAGCUAUAACCUCCGUUUAGCCUCUUCACCUAUUGAACCACAAGUACAGAUAGUUUACUAGAACCCUCGACUCCAACAUAUUACCAUUAGCUUCUAGUCUGUUCGCUGCGUGGCCUAAAUUAGAGGCAUUUUCUCCUUCUGGAUCAUCUCAAGUCUACAAGCUAGCUUAGCAACGUUAGCGUUAGUUUACACAGCCACCAUGGCUGAAUUUGGGUUUAAUGAACAACAUCAGAAUGAAGUCAUCAAUUACAUGCGAUUUGCACGUUCAAAGAGGGUCCUGAGACUAAAGACUAUUGACUCAUGCUUUGAAGAACUCAAAGAUAGCAGGUUGGUGGAGGAGACCUUCACAGUGGACGAGGUGAAGGAGAUGCUGGACGGGCUGCAGGCGGUGGUGCGUGGGGAGGUGGAGAUGGAGCUCAUCAACACAGCCCACACCAACGUGCUGCUGCUCAGGCAGCUCUUCUCACAGGCCGAGAAGUUUUACCUUCGACUGCAGAGCGAUAUCUCAGAGCUGGAGAACAGGGAGCUGUUAGAACAAGUGGCUGAAUUUGAGAAGACUGACUUUAAAACCGCUGAUAAGAUAAACCAGGAAACAAGCAAACCCAAGCUAGCACCGCUGAAUGAAGGCGGGGUGUCUGAACUUCUUAACAAGGAGAUAUCGAGACUACAGGAGGAAAAUGAUAAACUGAAAGCCAGGCUGCGCACUUUAGAAUCCCAGGCAAUGAGUGCACUGGAUGAGAGAACCAAGGCAGAGAGAGCUCUGAAAGACCUUCAGAAGGUUCAAGGUGAACAUCAGCUGGCUUCUCAAUCCCAGGAGAUCAGCAGUCUGGAGGGCACGGUGGCCGCUCUGAGGGACGACUAUGAACGGUCUCUUAGUGCCAACUCGGCCUCCCAGAAGGGUCUGCAGGAGAACCUGAUCUCUGCCAAACACGAGCUGCUGCGAGUGCAGGAGCAGCUGUCCUUGGCAGAGAAGGAGUUGGAUAAGAAGUUCCAGCAAACUGCGGCCUACCGCAACAUGAAGGAGAUCCUGACCAAGAAAAAUGAGCAGAUCAAAGAUAUUAGAAAACGAUUGCAGAGAUAUGAGCCCAAUGAAUGAGUUCUACCCGAGACAGCUGGUUAAACAGACGUCCAGCGGGUAAGACAGGACCAACAUUUACGACUGCAGUUUGGACAAGAAACCAUCAGUUCCACUGCUGUGAGACAAGAGAGACAGAAAAACAAAGCACUCCGACGAGGAAUUGUUUAUUCACGCUUUAUCUGGCAUCUUCAGUAGUUUAUUGGCUUUAGUGAAGAGUGUGAGCGGGGAGGUCGGCAGCACAGCCUUCUUCAGCUGUGCUUCUUUUUCUACGUCUCAGUUUUGGAGCUCUCUUACAGUAGCUAGCAGACUUCCCUCAGUGCUCUAUGCAAUUACUAUCUUGUCCCUAUCGUUUGAAGAGGCCUUGUCCAUUUGCUGAAUUGGACAGAUACGCACUGUCUGCCUGAAGUGUUUCAGUCUUAUCAGAUGGUUAGAGGUGAUAUUUAGCUUUCUAGCACCGGGUAAUUGAUCAUUAAUAUUUUGCUGAUCAGUCUUAAUUUUAGCAGCCCCCUUUUGUAGUCAAAAUCCAAAUAAUGUUGAGUUAGACCCAAACAGCUUCAAACAGUAAUGUUUACUGACCUUUUGAGGUCAACCCUGCUUUAAUUUAUCUAAACAUUUAAUAGCAUUUCACACAACAAUAUUUCCAAUGAUCUGACAUUCUGUGAAAGUCUGAUCAUCGAAAAUAUACCAAAAAUUUCUUGCAUUUAUUUUUUUCCGCUCUUGUAUAUUGAAUGGAUAGUGAUCUAGAAUGGUUUCCCUACUUCCCUACACAAAGGGCAUAGAUUAUUUUUGUCUGGAAUCUUUAACCGUGUACUUUUCGUAUUGCUGUGGCUGAUGGAGUGUAAGAGAAAAAAAAAUGAAUAUAUACAUGAUGUUCAUGAAGUAAUGCUCUUGUAGAGUAUGAUACAUCUACCCUGUAUUACACUAGAUGUGCAUCUGUUUGUAUUGUGCAAAGUAUGGGGUAAUAAAAAGCUGUUAACAAAUAAA